Messenger RNA from Notolabrus celidotus (New Zealand spotty), 2385 nucleotides. It is a transcript of the gene prop1, whose product is annotated as PROP paired-like homeobox 1. The transcript is spliced from 4 exons. Gene Ontology annotation, biological process: regulation of DNA-templated transcription; pituitary gland development. Bases 57 to 788 code for a protein of 243 amino acids. The record is from RefSeq and is a predicted model, not a curated record. Gene Ontology annotation, molecular function: DNA binding; DNA-binding transcription factor activity, RNA polymerase II-specific. Lineage: Eukaryota; Metazoa; Chordata; Actinopteri; Labriformes; Labridae.
AGCAUUUGACCUACAUCAUAAAAACACAGCAAUGGAGUCAGGUUGAAAAUGCAUAGAUGGAACAGGUGGUCAGGUCAGUGGUCAUACCUGCAGCGAUGGCUCAGGGGAAGGCAGCAGGGGAUGCAGUGAGGAGUCAGGAGGAGUGUUCAGAGGUAUAUUCUGAUAUGAUGACGGUCAGCUCCACAGCAGAAAUCGGAGACUCUGUGAGAAGGGGGUCACUGUGUGAGACCUCCGUGGCAGUGGGCCUCGGCAGGAGGAGCAGGGGCCUCCAUGCCUCCCCCGCCCGGAGACGACACCGCACCUCUUUCAGCCACAAACAGCUGGAGCAGCUGGAGGGGGCGUUCACACAGAACCAGUACCCUGAUAUCUACUACAGAGAGGAGCUGGCCCGGGUCACCAAGCUCAACGAGGCCCGCAUACAGGUUUGGUUUCAGAACAGACGAGCCAAACAGAGGAAGCAGGAGCGCACCUCACAGAAAGUCUUCCCCUUCGGUGUGAUGACAGGCCACAAGGGGCUGCUGGGAGGUGUUCACGUCCAGCCGUCCAGCAUGAAUCGGCAGUUCUACCCCCAGCCCCUGGCUCACCUCCCCCGCCUCCCCCCCAUGAUACCCACUGGCCCAUAUUCCCGUCACCCAGGCCAGGUACCCCAGUGCCCCUGCCCCGGCAGCGUCCCAGCAGCGGCAGCAGCUCCACGACAGCAUGACGACUGGUACGGCCCACUGAGGAGCAACAUCCCCUCCCCAAUGUUCUCUCUGCAGCCUCUAGAGCCCUCCACUCACUGGAGUUAAAGAGUAACAGGCUUUUCAUCUUUACACAUCAACAUAUUGUUUAUGGUAUUUUUCAGCAAAGACAUACUUCAGGGUUUAAAUAACUAUCAGGUUAGGAAAGUCCUCAGGUAGAUGAAUUCAGCCUGCUGAAGUGAAACAGGAUGUAAUGGCUGCAAUGUAAUCCUUGAUCGAGUACAUCAUCUUAAAGUUUGCUUUUCCGUUGACAGGCUCAUAUUGUAAUUCAAAGUGCCUGACAACAUUACGGAAAGGGUCCCUUUGAAGCUGAAUCUUUUUGUAAAAGAAAAAAAUGAUCUUUUAUCCAGAAACAGUCAGUACAUUCUUCCUCCCAAAGUCACCAGACUCCACUAACUGAUAGAGAAAAAAACUUGUAAGUAGCUCUUUUGUCGCUGCAUAUUGUAUUGGACCCAGACUUUUCAUUCAAAAUACCAAAGUCCCACAAAAACCCAAACAAAAUACCUGAUUUAGUCCAGUAACUGCUGUACUCCGAGGAAAGUUUUUUUGUUGGUGGAGCAGCUUUGAAGAGAAUGAUGUAACAUCUGUUUCUGGCUUAAAAAUGGACUAACUCUUGAACAGAAGAGUCCAUCUUUGUAGGGAUUCUCUCUGUGAGGUUGUCCGGCACUUACAAUGACAAUCUAAGCGUGUCAGAGAUAAAAAAAAAAGAAAAAAAAAAGACGAGGCAAUCUAAAGGUGGGGGUUGGGGGCAUUAAAACUGUAGAGCUUUCUUUCAAGGGAGACAGCUAAACUGCAAAACUCAAAUCUUAGCGAGUGUAUUUUUCUUAUUUCUAGUCAAAAUAUCUCACCACACUUAAAGCUACUAUAAGGAGUUUUUGUGAUGAUUAUGUAACAGACUAAAAUCAAUGCUAGUGUCUCUAAAUGUCCCCCCAAAAGCAAACAAAACUUUUGGCAACAACAUCUAAUCUUUCUAGAUUAUUGUUCUUAACUAUUAUUAUCUAAUUUUGCUACUUAUUAUUUUUUAACAGAGGAGGGGAUUAACAGCAGCCUCAAGAAACAGCCUUUCUUUUCAUCUUCUAGAAUAAAUAUCACAAUAAGUAAUAUGUUUGACUGUCAGGAAAAGAUUUUUGAGAAAACCCUAAAGGGCAAGAUCAGCAAAGAAACAAGAUGACCCACUUUGUCCACAGGGAGGAGCCAAAAUCACACAAUCCUAAAGUUCCUCAAAGCUUUAAUAUAAGCCACAUUGACCAAGUCCAGAUAUGAAUGUAAUUUUAAGAUACUAUAAAAAAAAGGACUUGAUUGAUUGUCAUAAGUAAAAUAUCUGCCAAUACAGCAUGCAAAGUUUUCUUGAUGUUUCAUGUUUCUUAAAAUAAGUAUCUCAUUUCAAAAACAUUUCAAGAAAAGUUUGCUUAGCAGAUAUUUUACCGAUUUCAUUCAAUGUAGUCCUUUUUGGCUUGUAAUAUCUCGAAAUAAGAGGUAUUCGUGGGUUUAUCAGUUCAACGUGGCUUAUAUUAGUGUGGUGAUAUAUUUGACUAAAUGUUAGAUAAAUACACGUACUAAGAUUUGAGUUUUUCAGUGUAAAACCUUUAAAGUGUAUCUAACAAAUAAAGACCACGUGUAAGAGCAGCUCUUAAAUAAAAAAACU